Messenger RNA from Aspergillus saccharolyticus JOP 1030-1, 2736 nucleotides. RefSeq names its product putative glycosyl hydrolase. Gene Ontology annotation, biological process: carbohydrate metabolic process. Bases 1 to 2736 code for a protein of 911 amino acids. Gene Ontology annotation, molecular function: hydrolase activity, hydrolyzing O-glycosyl compounds. The record is from RefSeq and is a predicted model, not a curated record. The transcript is spliced from 2 exons. Lineage: Eukaryota; Fungi; Ascomycota; Eurotiomycetes; Eurotiales; Aspergillaceae.
AUGUACCCUUCAUGCUCGUUUUGUCUCCUCGGCUUCCUCACGCUGGUAUCUGGAUUUGCGUUAAACCCUGGUGACUCGGUGACGAUUCCAGGCUGGUACCUUCAGUCUUCAGUUCAAGCCAGAGAAGAUGCACGCAAGCUUUCGCAGCCUGAUGUCAAGACCGACUCAUGGCACCGCAUCGGUCCACGCAGCACUGUGAUGGCUGGCUUGCUUCAAGCUGGAGUUUACAACGAGUCGGAACUUUUCUACUCGGACCAUAUGAAUGGCGUGGUACUAUCCGACUUCCUGUCUCCAUGGCUCUAUCGUGAAGAGUUUGGCCUACAGGUUCCACCCCGAGGCGAUCACAUCUUUCUUGUCACACAUGGUAUCUCAUCCAAGGCUGAUCUCUACCUCAACGGCGCACAAGUUGCCUCCAGCGACUAUCAACAAGGAAGCUUUGGCGGCCACCAGUAUGACGUUACGGCACACGUUCGCUCUGGAAAGAACGCCCUUGUCGUCCAGGCUUACCCGACAGACUACCACGCUGAUUUUAGCCAGGGAUUUGCAGACUGGAAUCCUGCUCCACCAGAUAACGGCACGGGUGUUUGGCGAGAUAUUGAGCUGAAGCAGACCGGGCCUACCUCAUUGUCUCCAGUUCGGAUCGUCACCGACUUCAAGACCGCACCCAACGAGCGAGCCACGGUGUGGGUGAUCACGGAUGUCACCAACCACAACAACGUGCCUUUUCAGGGAGCUCUUCAAGGUAUCAUCGAGACGGACCAGGAUGUUGGCAUGCAACAGCGGAUUCCUUUCUCUGGUAAUGUUCGACUGAAGCCAAAUGAACAUGCCACCGUCUCGCUUCCCGUGGUUAUUCCCAACCCACAGAUCUGGUGGCCUGCCACCUGGGGCCGUCAGUCGCUCUACGCUGUUCAGCUCAACGUAACCACUCUCCAGGGGACAGUCUCAGAUCGGUCCCGACGCUCAACCUUUGGAAUUCGCCACGUCAAAUCUCAGCUCAACUCCAACAAAGAUCGCUCAUUCAGUAUUAACGGCCAGUCAUUCCACGUGCGCGGCGCGGGCUAUGCACCCGACCUCUUUCUCCGCUUUGACAUCAACCGCAUUCGCGCCAUCUUCCGCUACGUGCUUGAUAUGGGUCUCAACACGAUUCGACUCGAAGGCAAGCUCGAGCAUCCAGAGUUUUAUGAUCUAGCAGACCGAAUGGGAAUCAUGGUUUUGGCUGGUUGGGAAUGUUGCGACAAAUGGGAGGCAUGGGAGUACAACCCCGACAGUGAAGCCCGCCAGUGGACUUCAACCGACUACACCACUGCCUAUCACCAAAUGUACCACGAAUCAGCCUACCUCCAAACCCACCCAUCCCUCCUUGGCUUUAUCUUGGGAUCCGACUACUGGCCGAAUGAGCACGCUACCGCCCAAUUCCUCAGCGCCCUUGAACAGACCAAUUGGACCAAUCCAAUCAUUGCCUCUGCCUCCGGCCGUGGAAGCCCCCCGGCGUUAGGACCCUCGGGAAUGAAGAUGCUAGGGCCCUACGACUGGGUGCCUCCGAACUAUUGGACUGCGAACCCGCAGGACCAAGACAUCACAGAAUGGGGUACCGCCUACGGCUUCGGAUCCGAACAAGGUCCCGGCGUCGGGACGCCCACUUUCCCGUCCUUAACACGAUUCCUGAGUCCAGCCGACCUGCAUAAUCUUUGGAGCCAUCCAUCGGCGGGAUCAUAUCAUCUGUCACCACCAAGAGCUGGGGAAUUUCAUACCCGCAAGCUCUACAACACUGCGCUUUUCCGCCGAUAUGGGACGCCCACAUCGUUGGAGGACUAUCUCCAGAAAAGCCAGAUGAUGGACUACGAGGCCACACGGGCAGAGUUUGAGGGGUUCACAAUGAACCAAAAUUCCAGUAGGAAUGGGGGCCGCCCCGCCAUGGGGGUAAUCUAUUGGAUGCUGAAUAGUGCGUGGCCGAGUCUGCAUUGGCAGCUGUUCGAUUACUACCUUCGUCCUGCUGGGGCGUAUUUCGGGACCAAGGCGGCCGCAGCGCAGGGGGAACAUGUGGCUUAUGACUACGUGAGCCAGGACAUUCGUGUGGUGAACAAUCACCACCAGCCGACAAGUGGCAGACACAGAGACAAGAGGAGGGUAGAGGUCGAGUUGAUCACGGCCGCUGAUGGAAAGACAGUGGACAGGCAGGUGGUGGUUGGAGUGGAUGAGACGGAGCCGGGAGCUUCCAUCCCUAUAGCCAACGUGGCAGAUGCCGUGAAUCAGCUUUCCGGAGUGGGCUUUCUGAAGUUGCUGCUCAAGGACUCGGCCAACGGGUCCGUGCUCAGUCGCAAUGUGUACUGGGUGACCAAGAAGAACGAUAUCUUGGACUGGGAGAAGACGAAUUGGUAUACCACUCCGGUCUCGCGGUACGCGGACUUUACCGGGCUGAGCACUCUGCGAAUGGCCAGUGUGUUGGCGCAUGUGAACCGAAAGCAGACCACGGAAGAUGGGUCAACAUUGGAAGUGGCAUUGGAGAAUAAGGCCGACAUUCCAGCUUUCUUCAUUCGUUUGACGGCCGUUGACGCGGCAAAUCGACAGGAAGACGAGGUGGACGGAGAAAUGGCUCCGGUUAUCUGGUCGGAUAACUACGUGACGCUUUUUCCGCGAGAGAGUCUCAAACUGACGGUGCAGAUUCCGCGGAAAGAUGGAUGGAGGAUGGUCAUGACUGGGGUGAAUGUGAAGAAGAGCGUGGUUGGUCGAGGAUGA